This is a messenger RNA of Dama dama (fallow deer), 4369 nucleotides long. RefSeq names its product myosin regulatory light polypeptide 9. The record is from RefSeq and is a predicted model, not a curated record. NCBI's taxonomy places the organism in Eukaryota, Metazoa, Chordata, Mammalia, Artiodactyla, Cervidae. Gene Ontology annotation, cellular component: cytoplasm. Gene Ontology annotation, molecular function: calcium ion binding. Gene Ontology annotation, biological process: platelet aggregation. The transcript has 4 exons. The coding region runs from base 158 to 676 and encodes 172 amino acids.
GUGACUCCCUUCCUUCCGGUCCGCUAAGCGAAGGCCGGAAGUGUCGGUUUGUACAGUCUCUGGGAGUGGAAGGGAGUUGGUAGCGGCAGCUGGAGCAGCGAGGAGGGUCCAGAAACUCUCGGAUUCUCGCGGCAGAGUUAGGGAUUUAACUGCCACCAUGUCAAGCAAAAGAGCAAAGACCAAGACCACCAAGAAGCGCCCCCAGCGCGCGACCUCCAACGUGUUCGCCAUGUUUGACCAGUCCCAGAUUCAGGAGUUCAAGGAGGCCUUCAACAUGAUCGACCAGAACAGGGACGGGUUCAUCGACAAGGAAGAUUUGCAUGACAUGCUUGCUUCCCUGGGAAAAAAUCCAACUGAUGAGUAUCUGGAUGCUAUGAUGAAUGAGGCUCCAGGUCCCAUAAAUUUUACCAUGUUUCUCACGAUGUUUGGUGAAAAGUUAAAUGGAACAGAUCCAGAAGAUGUCAUCAGAAAUGCUUUUGCUUGCUUUGAUGAAGAAGCAACUGGCACCAUUCAGGAGGAUUACCUGAGAGAACUGCUGACCACAAUGGGAGACCGGUUUACAGAUGAGGAAGUGGACGAGCUGUACAGAGAAGCACCUAUUGACAAAAAGGGGAAUUUCAAUUACAUCGAGUUCACGCGCAUCCUUAAGCAUGGAGCGAAAGACAAAGACGACUAAAAAGAACUUCAAACUCCAGCCAAACGUUCCUUGUUGCCACUCUGGGUAUUUCUGAGACUUUCUCUUAGAGCCUGUUGCAUGCCCUUAGCUUUACAGCUUCUGCCUUUCUUGUUGUAUUUAUUCUCAGCCAUUUGGGGCACAUGCAUCUCUAUAAUCAGACUGGAUGUGGGACUUCUUGUCAUUUUAAGAAUAGAAAAUAGGGUAAUUUAACUUACCAGCUGCCGUCUACCCUCCCCGCCCCCAGUAACUGCAGUCUACAGAGUCAAUAUAUUUUUUCAGAGAAGGUUAUUCACUCAAUUUUUUCUGAACCAUAAUUAAACUUUAUGAUAAAAACUUACUUGUUUAAAACUUUUUUAUUUACCAAAAUUGACUUUUAUUGGUCUUGGUGCAUUAUCUAAAGAAGGGGUAGUAAGGCAAAUCCUAGAAAAUGAUAUAUAUGGUUGUUAUACUUACCCCUUACUCCUUCCAGGUUUCCUAACAGUUCUAUUUACUUUAUUCAGUCUUCCCCUCCUUUUAAAAAAUAAUCCAAUUUUUAACUGCCUUCAUGGAGUUUCUGCACUUUGCAUUUUAAAAUAAUUUCCUAUAGAAUUUGCAUAUAUAUACAUAUAUGAUAGCUUCGGUAGCUUUAAAUCCUAAAGUUCAAUAUUGAACCUGCCAGCAUCCCUCCAAAUCUGUUCUAAGCUUUUUGUACAUUCCUUCAUGUCGUUUAAAACUAGACCAGGCCACUGAGAGCAAUUUUACUUUGUCCUAAUUUUUAAAACUGUUUUAACCCCCAAAGGUUCUAUGGAAUGCUUUUAUCAAAAAGGCAGAUUUUUCUGUAUUGCAUUUCAAAGUGUUGGAAAUAGAGGGUUUGUUUUUUUUUCUGUAUGUAGUUUCUUUUUAACACGGUCCCUGUUGAAACACCGUGUUUAUUUAUGCAGAGAUUCACAUGAGUUCAUGGGCAAAUCUUUGACAUUCCUGACCUGCCCACAGUCAGAACAGCUGAAGCUACAUGCCUGGGAAAGUGAGAUCAUUAUUUCAAUCCUAAAAAUAACUUCUGCUGUUUGCAGGAAUGCAGGACUGUUUUCAGAGUUAAUCAGGAAAUGGUAGACAGUUUCAUUUACUUUGGGCUUCAAAAAUCUGACUCUUGAAGAUUCGUGAGUUUAAGAAAGAUCUUGAAACACUGGGGGAAAGUUAGGUGGGAAGAGUGGAUGGACAAUUAGGCUAUGAAGAUGAAUAAUGGACUGUUACUCAUAAUUUUAUACUACUAAUAACAAGACUAUGCUUGGACAAAACUAUUACCUCAGUGAACAUGCAAUUACUGAAUGCCUUUAGGGCAUAAGACCUUCACACUCAACAGAAUAGGUGAGCUGGAUUCUUUUACCUCAUGAGGCCAGCUUUACAGAACAGGGUUGGAAGGACCAGUGAUGAGACUGCUCCUUGCGCCUUUUAAGAUUAGGCUCUUAGUACCUGCCUUAACUCUUGCCUUUAGAGUGUUCCUGAAUUUCAUCAAUGGUUUAAAUAAGCAAAGUACUUUUUUCAGGCUAUAGCCAUGAUGCUGAAAUUUUGUUUGUUGAACUAAAUUUACAUUUCAACUGGAAAAAAAAUCACUUCUGCUUUGUUAACAAAUUUCCAGUGAAGAACAAAUAACACUGUUCCCAUACUGGGAGGGAAAAAAGUAGCCUCAUCUACUGAAAUGAUCUCUUGCAGUGUCUCCAUUUCCAUUUCAGAUAACUGCUCAAAGAACCAGCCACCAUUAGAAACAGUGGAUGGUCUCCCCUGAAUGAAAUGUCUCCUCAUUUAGUAACAGCAUUCUCUACGUGGAAAGUAGGCUUUGCAUAAUUAAGAUGAUUGUCAGUAAAACGCUAAAGCGUGUACUCCAACAGUGAGUGCGUUUGUUAGAAAAACCAGCCUCCAUGAUGAAAAGCCAUACUUAAGAAACCACUGCAAAACUUCUGAUGAAACCAGCCUAAUGGGGGCAGCCUCCUUACCCAAUUGCUUAUGGUGACAGUGUCAUUCCGACUCCAGGGCCCUGACUUGACUUGAUUGAAGAGCCUCUAUGCCUGGUUGAGAGCAGCAGUUUUUGAGUGCUGCUGGAAGAAACAGGAACAGGCCUGCCUUUAUGAGACAAGUGAAAGCAAAUUAUGAAAAGGAAAGGCAACCAUUUUUUACAAGGAAUGAGGAAAGAGCCACAAGAGUUAUAACUAGACUACAGGGUGUGCUGGCAAGUUGUAAGGAGGAUCAGAUAGAUGUUGAAAGGGGCUUGGACAGUAGAUAAAGCCACAAACACAGUGUGAUGGAAACCAGGUGAAUAGUUGGAAGAGUGAGCAGGUUAGUCAAUAGUGUUAAGCCACAGAAAAAUCAAAUAUGGCAGAGUUUAAAGGAGGCCACUAGAUUUGGCAAGUCAGUCACUUCUGCUAGAGCUGUUAGGUAGAGUUUUGAGUGCAGAAUUCAAUGUAGCAGGAGACAGGGACAGUGUCUAGGUUUGGGGUUCAGUCCAGCUGCAUUUUAACAUUGUUCAUGCUCCAUCAUGGCUUUAUAACCUUAAGAAAGUUAUCUGACCCCCUCAACCUCUGUUCAUUUGUAAAAUGGAAGUAAUGCUCUUGGUUCAUAAUAGGAGCAUAAUCUAUGAAUAUAUAAAGCAGCAUUUUUGUGAUUAGGAGCAGUAUGGGUUUUAGAGUCAGACUUGGCUGAGUGAAUUCUGCCAAUAACAAUCUGCCAGUCUGUUAUUUGAUGAGCUUUGUGUCCUUGGGCAGGUCACCAUAAGUGUCAGUUUCCUCACCUGUUUAACAGGGACAGUACCCUCUAUGUUUGUAGUAAAAGUAGAAACAGUAAAGCUAAAUGGUUUGGCAUCCGGUAGGUAUUCAGAUUGUGGUUAUUCUGUUUACCAGCAGGAGCUGUUUGGCAGUGGGAGAGGCUUAUAGGAAAGGCAGGACCACAGGGCAUUUCUUUAGAGAAAAAGUGAAUGAAACCAAAGGAGUGAUGUCUAACAGAAGGAAAGAGAACCUAGAUCACAUGUUGUAGGAUUAUUCUUAGAAAAAUAAAAAUGGAUAGUGCUCCCUCUGAAAACAGCAAAGGGUAGGUAACAGGAGUUAAUCAUAGUUGGAGAUUAAAAGGCUGAGGUUAGUAGUCUACAGUGGUUUGAUAGUAAAUUAUCUCAAACUAGAAUUUUAUUGAAGAGUUGUUAUUAGUAUUUAAUGAGAAUAUACAUAAAAAUGUGUGGUAUAGAGUAUGUCCUUAAACAGUUUACUUUAGAUUUCCAAAUAGGUCCAGUUUGUCAGAAUUGUUUGUAUCUUUCUAGGUCCUCUUUAAGUGUACAAGUUCUUGAUUUCCUGCAACCCUGGUUUUUAUCUUUGCUGUCCUGAAAGUAUUGCUGGAGCUCAUCUUUCAACAGCCAGUUUUCCCAAGUCCCUGUAUCUUUUUAUCCUAGGUUUCUGUGUGACUGCUCAAAUUACAGGCAUCAUAACUUCUAUAUUAAUCUACAUACAUUUUAUAACUGUCAUAAAUACACAACUUGCUUUUUAGUUUAAUGUAUCUUAAAUGGUCAUAUUUUGGCAUACCCACGAUUUUUGUUUUAAGUGUAUUACCUAUUUUUAAACCAUUGUUUUUAAUGACCACAAUAAAUUAUUUUUGAUAAGGGUAUGCCAUAAUUAACCAUUUCCCAAUCACUGGAUACUUAUUCAACUUUUCAUUAAUAAACAAUAAAUUUUUCAA